UGGACCAUGGGAUGCGCUCAAUCAGCAGGCCUUCGAACAGACCCUCACCGACAUGCAAUCGCUGGACUGGUCAACUGCGAACGCCCUCUCGAGUGACACGACGGGAGGCUGGCAACCGGCUUUGCUGACUGUGCCAACGAAUCACCUCAUCUACCGAUCCGCACUACAGGAAACAGUCAUGUAUUCAUGGAUGCGGCUCUGAAGUGCACAUUUCCAGGCUGCGCAAAGACGACCUCUUUCAAGACCGAAAAGCUUCUCAUGACCCACGUUGAGAAUAUUCAUACUUUCCCAUUAUAUUGCACCCAGCCUGGCUGUCCUUAUCGUCGCCCAUUCCCCAGGAAAGGUGACCUUGACCGGCAUCUUGCCUCAAAGCACGGGAUUGGCCGCCUGUUCAGAUGCCCUCGACUGGAUUGCCCAAGACACAGGCGCCCAUAUGGCCGUAAAGAUAAGCUCAGAGAUCAUGUGAAUGAUUAUGCACACGGCAUAAAUCAUUGUCAAUAUGAUCAUUGCUUGCUGAAGAGCGAACGUGGUCUUUUUUGCCAGACCGAUGUCACCAAGCAUGAGCAAAGCUCUAAACAUGGAGAGUACGAAUGCAGCAUCGGUGACUGUGCAGGGUCAAACUCUCACUUCACCAAGCAAGGGCUGUCGUUCCAUUUGUCCUCGCACAGAAUUGGGCCUAGGGAAGUCGAUAUCGAGAAGAUGCUGAAGCCAGGCAAACAUGUACUCAGAUCUGAGGACAUCAACCAACUCGUAUACUCGGACAAAACUAAAGCCACCUCCUGCGUUGAUGCAUAUCAGAGCAAAAGCUGCACCGCUUAAAGGACACCAGGUUCUCAUUCUACUUGAAUCGUAAUGAGAGUUGGGUGUAUGAAUCUAAUGAGGAUAAGAUGCAACCUCGAGAUGGAGAUGGAUUUUCUUUCAGU
Messenger RNA from Mollisia scopiformis, 923 nucleotides. RefSeq lists its product as uncharacterized. The record is from RefSeq and is a predicted model, not a curated record. Bases 187 to 819 code for a protein of 210 amino acids. Lineage: Eukaryota; Fungi; Ascomycota; Leotiomycetes; Helotiales; Mollisiaceae. The transcript has 3 exons.